This is a messenger RNA of Cylicocyclus nassatus, 1463 nucleotides long. NCBI's taxonomy places the organism in Eukaryota, Metazoa, Nematoda, Chromadorea, Rhabditida, Strongylidae. The record is from the annotation of a GenBank genome assembly.
GCUGAGUUCAUCAUCUGCGGCGACGGUCAAUCUCUCAAAUUGAACAUCAAAGAAGUUCUCUUCACUAACGUCGGAAAAACCUUCUUAUAAGAUGGAAGUGGACACGCCACUGAUAUUCUGCAAUGCUUGCCUAGGAUCAACUGAUCCUGACUAUCAAACAUAUAACUUGACGGUCUCUGGAGUAAUCUUAGCUCUCGUCGGUGUUGUUGGUCUUGUUGGGAAUAUUCUCGUCGUCGCUGUGUAUACUCAUGAUGACCACAAGAAGCUUUCGACCUCGGUUUACCUGGCAGCACUUGCUUUCUCAGACUUCUUCUUAAUUUUCACUGCCAUGUUCCUCUUUGUGCUCGAAGCUUGGAGACAUCACAAUCACCCAUUGCUAGCAUGGGCUUAUGUCACUGGGGCACCUAUAGUGUUCCCAAUAGCGGCUGUCUUUCAAACAUCGUCAGUAUACUUCUGUGUAGCUGCAGCUGUGGACUGCUUCAUAGCCGUUGUCCUACCGGAAUCCGUCCGGCAGCUCUAUUGUACACCAAGGCGUGCAAAAGUGACGUGCACUUGUAUAAUGGUAAUCUGCUUUCUCUACAAUAUUCCACAUUUCUUCGAGCUCGAAAAGGUCCCCUGUAUAGCUAAUGAUGAAUCUGUAAGUGCACAGAUUUGUCCCACAGAUAUUCGUCUCGACCCGGCAUACUAUGCUAUCUACUACACUUAUAUGUACACUACAUUUUUGGCCAUUGGACCUUUGACUUUGCUGAUUCUACUCAACAUCUGUGUUGUAUACACUGUAUUGACGAGGAAAACCGAAUCAACAGAAGAAUCUGACACGAUGAGUCUCAUCCUUGUUGUAUUCUUUUUUAUCUUCUGCAACUUUACUGCACUACUAGUCAACUUCAUGGAAAUAAUUCUGAAUAAUCCGAACAUACUGGUCUACUUCGUCGACUUAUCGAAUUUACUGGUUGUAAUAAAUGGUACAGCAAAUUUCUUCUGCUAUUUGAUUUUUGGGGCUAGCUUCAGGCGCACACUGCAAAAGGUCUUGAGCAAUCCAUGGACAAAACCGAAAGUAAUCUGGACAAUCAGUGAUAGCGAGAAGGCUCCUGACUCGCACCACACCCUUCUCUGAGAAGAGGGCAUCUACUUUGUACGCAAAUUCAACGUCUUUUCGAAAACGGGAUGCAGCACUUCAGCAGCUACGUCAAUGAAUUAUGUGUGGAAUCUAUCACCGUUCAAUCGGGUUACUUAGAUAUGCUAUUUGAAUCAUGUACACAUAGAGAUUCUGACUUUGAAUGCGUAAUGCUAUAGCAUAGAACCUGCAGCAGAGACCAUAAUGGCCUUAUAUGAAUGGUGUAUCACAUAAUGUAAAAACGUAAGCAUAUAGGCUCAUGUUACCGGCACAAGAGAAUGCUCGAUAAGUUGGAAUAGAGCACAUACUGUCACUGUGCUGAAUGUUUUACGGCGAAUCUUCCUUCAAC